CAUGGCUUCCCAUUGUUAUAUGCAGAUUUUUGCUCAUUCGCUCGGUAGCCGCAUAUCGUCGUCGUCGCUGCGCACAUUUUCGCACAUUAUGACUUGCAACCGCACUACUGCACUGUAUAUAAACUGCACAGUGCACAAAUCGUUUUUUCUAGCGGAAUUAAUGAAUGUGGAUACAUUACGCGGGAAUUAUGGCUGACUAAACUCAUGUGAAUUUUUAAUUGUGACCAAUUAGACGAUAUUUGUCAAAUGGAUCCUUCGAAUCUUGAAAUAAUGAGACGCGAGAGUUGCUGUGCACAAAUACCGUAUAUAGAUACAUUCCGCAAAUAAUGCGCCGAUGCCGCAUGCAUCGUUAUAUAUAUGGCACAAUGAAAACCGCAAUAAACGAGAACUGCUUGCAUCCGUCUUAAAUGGAAUAAUCUGGUGGAUUAAUCCCGGCUAUCUCUUGUCACAUGCAUGGAUAAGGAGGCCCUAGACAAUGAAAAUGGCAUUUUUUUGUCCACCUCCCUCUCUGAUUUUCAUACCGCGGAGCCUCUCUUCCCAUCGGCAGCCGACGAUACUGUGGAAACUAGUUUCAUUCAUGCGGAAUCAGAGGAGGAAAGCAGCGCCGAUAUGGAACGGCGUCCCCUACAGGGACGCAGCACGGCUGGCAAUGGUUUUGCGGAGGAUGAGGCCAGCUCGUCAGCCGGAGGCGGCACACUGGCCCCGCUCGAUCCCGAACUGAACGAUGUGCUGGAGAAACUUCUGACGCCGAAGAACACCUCUGAAUCCCUUGUGCUUCCCUCUUCUGACCAGCCGGAUACGGAUGUGGGGGAAGAUUCCGACCGGUUUGAUGAUGAAGAUUUCGACGAGCACCGCGGCUUUAGCGGAGCCACUUUACACACCCACCAUCCCCUUGUCCCGCAGUAUUUAAAAAAGAAACUGGGCCGCCGGAAAUCUAUCCCGCCUUCUGCCAGUCAUCCGGCACGUUUACAGGAGCGCACGUUUACUCCCGAAUUCCGAGCCUUAUUAGAUGCACCUGCCUCAUUUCCGCAUAUUCUGCAGCCGGUUAGUGAGCAGACAGAGCCCACCGACGGCGAUGAUCAACAGGAACCGCUGUUAUCAGCACUGGCCGAUGCCGGCCCACCAGUGUAUGGAGGGGAGCAUGAUCAUGAGCCUGAACAGGAGCCGGCAUUCCAGCCGACUAAGCCCUCCCGAGCCAAAUUUUAUUUCAGUGCCGAAUCCCUGGCGCAUGAGUCACCACCCGGCUCACCUAAGGGAAGUGUGACUGAACAUCGCCGUGGCUCAGCCGGCAGUCAUAGGCUUCAGAAAUCCGUAUCCAUUCAAGAGCAUUCUUCACCCGAGCAUCAAUCCACAGGAACACUGCUCCCGCGGGCGCCGUCGGAGCCCAAUGGGGAAGUGCGCUUUCUCAUUGGUACAAUGUCCGACGAUGACGAAUUGUGGCAAGCAAAAGAGCGACGACGCAGUCGUAAACAAAUGCGUGCGGCACGAUCUACGCCGCUGUUUGAGGAUCCCAGUUCACGACGACGUGUCGGCUCUGAUGUGGAAUCCGUCCUAAAGUCAAUGCCAACUGAAACCGAAGAAGCUGUUAAUUUGAAAGAUAAAGAUUUGGAUGGAAUGUGGGGCCAUAGAAUGCAGGCUGGGAAAGUUGGAGUAAGACCAAGAAUGAAAGGUGUAAAAUCUAUCAUACAUCCCGGCAAAGGUCAUCCAGCAGCAGCAGUCCUCAGAAGAGCCGGUACUGUGCACGCCGGUGGACCAAUUCCACAAAAGAGACGAUACGAACGCACUCCACAUGAAGUUUAUGUGGAGAUGGAAGAAUUAGUGCAAGAUGGAGAGCAAAUGGAAUGGAAGGAAAAGGCCCGUUGGAUAAAAUAUGAAGAGGAUGUUGAAAUGGGUGACAAGUGGGGAAAGCCACAUGCUGCAUCCUUAUCCUUUCACAGUUUGCUUGAACUGCGCAAGUGUCUUGAGAAAGGCACAGUUUUAUUGGAUCUUGAAGGAAGUGAUAUUGGCACUAUAACCAUGGCUGUUGUGGAUAAUAUGGUUAUCACGGAUCAGAUUAAGCAUGCUGAUAGGUGGCCGGUGACAAGAGCUCUCCUUGUUCGACACCGCCAUAUGUCGGAGCAACCGCCAACUAAAAUGAAAGGGAGCGGAUCGGCCAUGAAUUUCCAGAAUUUGAUCGCAUCACUGAGCUUUUCACGAACACGAACCGGAAACAGUGUGCAGCGGAUGAAUAGUGCAGCCAGCCUGAAGGAUAUCGAAGCGGGCCAAGUUCAACUACCAGCUAACGCCACGGAUGUGACAGUGUCGACAGAGAACACCGGCAAGCCGUUGCCCAAUAGUGCCUCAUUUGAUGCGCAUCCCCGGAAGUUCUCGCAGAUCCCUCAGAUUCGCAAGCGUAUUCCUCACGGCGCCGAAGCGACAACAGUGUUGGUGGGAGCGCUGGAUUUUCUCCGCGAGCCGGCUGUAGCCUUUGUGCGACUGGCUUACGCAGCUAAUCUGCAUGGAUUUUUGGAAGUGGAUGUGCCGAUUCGGUUUCUGUUUGUUUUGCUAUGUCCAAAAGGUUCGCUCGAUUACUAUGAGAUUGGUCGGUCCCUGUCCACUCUGAUGUCGAACAAGGAUUUUCACGAUGCCGCAUACCGAGCCGAUGACCGGCGCGACUUGCUCAACGCUAUGAAUGAAUUCCUGGCCGACAGCAUCGUUCUACCACCUGGCCAUUUGGAUAAACCAUCGCUGUUACCCUUAUCAGACAUUCAAAAAAUGAAUAAAAAUGUCCAGCAAAGACGUCGUAUGUCCCGUAAAGAUGUCUCUCCGCUUGCUAGUCCAAAGAAGUACCCUGCCAAAAAGCGCCGAUAUUCUGUGAUUCCGGAUGAUACGUUACGGCGAACGGGUCGACUGUUUGGCGGCCUGAUUAAUGAUGUGAAACGCCGGUUUCCUUGGUACUGGAGCGAUAUUCGGGAUGGACUGAAUUUUCAGUGCCUGGCAUCAAUUUUCUUCAUCUUUUUCGCUAAUCUGGCCCCGGCCAUAACCUUUGGCGGGAUAUUGGAGGAUAAAGUCAAACAUUACAUGGGAGUGUCGGAAAUGUUAAUCGCUUCAUCGCUCUGCGGAAUGAUGUUCUCCCUUGUGUCAGCCCAGCCACUGACUAUAAUUGGCGCCACGGGACCAUUACUGGUUUUUGAAUACAGUCUUUAUAAGUUUUGUAAGUCAAGUCACAUUGAGUUCAUGCCAUUUCGGAUAUGGAUUGGAUUCUGGGUGGCGGCCCUGGCUGCCAUCGUCACGGCCUUCGAUUUAGGUGUUUUGAUACGUCACGUGACCCGCUUCACGGAAGAAGUCUUUGCUGUAUUGAUUGCCUUUAUCUUUACAUUUGAAUCGCUCCAGAGAAUUUAUUACGUCUUUUAUGCCCAUCCUUUGCUGACGAUUGAUGAAUACUGCACGGAAAGGGAGAAAACGUUAGCCAUCCGUGCGUUAAAUGGCUCACAGAUUCAGAACUUGAGCUUAUUAAAUCCGGCUCAUCGUCGGACGUACGAAAUUCUGCCUUCCUUCGACCAUCCCAACAUCAGCCGUUCGUUCGCAACACAUUUUGAUGAGACGGUGACCGAAUAUUCUAAUGAACCGAACACCGCUUUAUUCUGUGUUAUUUUGAUUAUUGGAACGUUGUUUAUUGCCACUGAGCUCCGGCAAUUUCGAAAUAGCAAAUACUUAGGGAGAAAUGCGAGAAGAGCCAUUGGGGAUUUCGGUGUACCGAUUGCAAUUUGUGCUAUGGUGCUGGUGGACAUCUUGGUUCCUAUCCACACGGCGAAAUUAGACAUUCCAAGUGAUUUGACCCCAACAGCGCCUAAUAAGCGCGGUUGGUUUAUCAAUCCCUUUGGGAUUAAGAAGGCCAUCGCUGGGUGGGAGGUGGUGGCCGCAAUCAUUCCCGCCCUCCUCGUUUUCAUCUUGAUGUACGUGGAGGUGCAGAUAACGUGUAUACUGGUGAAUAAGAAGGAACGCAAGCUAAAAAAAGGUUCGGGUUACCAUUUGGAUUUGCUGAUUGUUUCCUUUAUGGCGCUGGCCUGCUCUUUCUUUGGAUUACCAUGGAUGUGUGCAGCCACUGUCCAGACCAUCUCCCACAUCUCCAGUUUGUCGGUUUAUAGUCGAACCCAUGCCCCUGGUGAAAAGCCAAAAUUGUUGGAAGUUAGGGAGCAGCGUGUGACAAAUUUCUUCUGCAGUUUCCUAAUUGGUUGUGGUGUGGUGUUUGGAUCGCCCGCCCUGCGUCUUAUCCCCAAAGCUGUGGUGUUCGGUGUUUUUCUGUACCUGGGUCUGAGCUCCAUUACGGGCGUGCAGUUUGUGGAUCGGAUUAAACUGUUCUUCCGACCAGCCAAACACCACUAUGAUCUGAACUACGUACGGAAAGUGCGGACCUGGAAGAUGCACGCCUUCACCGGCAUCCAGCUGGCCUGCCUGGCCGUGCUGAUUGCCGUUAAAUCCACCGAUGCCGCACUGGGAUUCCCCUUUGUCCUGUUGCUCAUGGUGCCGCUGCGGCGCGGUUUGUCGCGAUUUUACACGAAGGAGGAACUGCAUGAACUGGAUAAGGAUGAUUGUGAUGUGGAUCAGAGCGAUUCCGAGCGGGACGAUGGCGAUGACGAGAAGAGUUCCUUGGAAGAAACGCACAUGCCGGUGUGACACAUUCGAGUGACGAAGUUGUUGGAGGAUUCAGUAAUAAUAAUAAUUGUUGUGUGGAUUAUGGCCGGUGCGAUCUCGCUCUCUGCGAUCGGAAAGAGAUGCUGUAAUAAUUUAUUAUGUGCCCAUUGGUGCGAUAAGUGUAUUUUUCUUUCUGAGGUUUUUUUAUCCGAUUCUGGUGAUAUUCGGGGAUAGCCGAUGAAGGAGCUUGUAUACUCGCUUUUGCGGAAAUGUGCGUUGAAUCAACGCGAACUAUCAAAACUUUUAAUAAUUGUAUUCAGAAGUUGUUUUGCCUUGGAUUUGCGUGGCUUCUGGUAUUCUUGUCUUCCUUUGUUUUUGACCGUUCCGUACGUGUUUUAUUUAAAUGGUUUUAUUUCCUUUCCUGCUCAACGGCUCUUGAAAGUGAUAAAAGUCUAUUCGGG
Molecule: messenger RNA, 5075 nt
Organism: Paramacrobiotus metropolitanus
Lineage: Eukaryota; Metazoa; Tardigrada; Eutardigrada; Parachela; Macrobiotidae
Product: band 3 anion transport protein-like
Exons: 19
Coding region: 454-4656 (1400 amino acids)
Biological process (GO): monoatomic anion transport; transmembrane transport; regulation of intracellular pH
Cellular component (GO): plasma membrane
Molecular function (GO): solute:inorganic anion antiporter activity; monoatomic anion transmembrane transporter activity
Source: RefSeq, a predicted model, not a curated record